ACACCAUACCUUUCCGACAACCAAGCACCAUGACAGACCUCACCCCGACCCUACGGGAUCUGCUCCAAAGCAAAUCCAAUGCCUCGCGCCUAUCGAAGGGGUAUCUCUCGACCGAGACGGCAGACGAAUUCCUAAAAGAAGCCUACCGGAUUAACAACCACAUAAACUCCCUCCUAACCUACCUCCACCGCAUCCGCCCAUCCUACCUCUCCAUCAACCCAACACCGCAAUCCCAACGAAACCACCACAAAGAACCCCCUACCUCCUCCCCAACGACAACCACCUCAAACCUCCAAACCGGUUCCCUCGACCCAACCAAAGAACUAACCGACACAACCCGCACCGAAAUCGACACGGAAACCUCCACGCUCCUCCGCCAACUCUCCACCUCGAUCUCCACGCUCUCCUCCGCCGAAACCCUCCGCCAGGAGACCAAAGCCCAGCUUCUGAGAAAGAAAUACGGGGGCGCGUCGGGCCUGCUUGCGCGGUGGGCGGCGGGGGGGUCCGCGCCAGCUGAUGAUAAAAUUGCGGGGAAGACGGCGGAGCAGGUUGUCGAGGAGGCGCAAGAGGAGGCCUUGAAGAUGGUGCGGGGCAGUGUGCUCUGGUUUCUUAGGCGGGGGUUGGAGAGGGCGGUUGAGGUGCAGCGGGGGAUGGUCGAGAAGAGGGUCGAGAGGGUUAGGGAGAGGGAGAGGAGUGUGCUUUAUCUUUCGGUUGCGCAGCAGGGGGUUAUGGAGAAGGGUAUGGGGGUGGGGCUGGGGCAGGGACCGGGGCAGGGGGCUGGGGUGAUGACGCUCCCGGAGGAGAUGGUGACGCAGGGCCGGAGGCUCGAUGAGAAGGAACUCCAGGCUAUUGAGGCGCAGUUGACGCCUGAACAGUUGCAGUUGUUUGCCGAGGAGAAUGAUCAUAUGGUUAGGUAUUAUGAGGAUACCUUGAGUAAGGUCCGGAACGCCGAAAAGUCUCUCUUGGAAAUCUCCUCCCUCCAGCAGACGCUCGUCGCCCAUCUCUCGACCCAGGAAGAAUAUAUCAGUCAGUUGGUUACGGAUGCCGGGAAUACCCAUUCCAACAUUGGAGAGGGAAACAAGGAGCUCAAACGCGCCAGCGAGCGGCGGAGUACUGCUCAGGCUGUCUUCUGGGGCACCGUCGGGCUGUGUACGUGGUUGGUGGUAUGGGACUUGGUCUUUUGAAAACAUCAUUCAAAACUGUACAGUAGACAUUCUAAUUCUUUUGCGCAUUAUGAGAACCC
Messenger RNA from Aspergillus homomorphus CBS 101889, 1243 nucleotides. RefSeq names its product putative SNARE protein (Ufe1). NCBI's taxonomy places the organism in Eukaryota, Fungi, Ascomycota, Eurotiomycetes, Eurotiales, Aspergillaceae. Bases 30 to 1184 code for a protein of 384 amino acids. The transcript is spliced from 3 exons. The record is from RefSeq and is a predicted model, not a curated record. Gene Ontology annotation, biological process: retrograde vesicle-mediated transport, Golgi to endoplasmic reticulum. Gene Ontology annotation, cellular component: SNARE complex; endoplasmic reticulum.